This is a messenger RNA of Hansenula anomala, 1629 nucleotides long. RefSeq names its product phosphoacetylglucosamine mutase PCM1 (gene PCM1). Gene Ontology annotation, biological process: UDP-N-acetylglucosamine biosynthetic process; carbohydrate metabolic process. Bases 1 to 1629 code for a protein of 542 amino acids. The record is from RefSeq and is a predicted model, not a curated record. Gene Ontology annotation, molecular function: phosphoacetylglucosamine mutase activity; magnesium ion binding. The transcript has a single exon. Lineage: Eukaryota; Fungi; Ascomycota; Saccharomycetes; Phaffomycetales; Wickerhamomycetaceae.
AUGAGUCCACAAUUGAAAGUGCAAUUGGAAAAAUACUACACUGCUCAUCAAAAACCAAAAGAGCUCAAGUUCACAUAUGGUACCGCUGGUUUCCGUACAAAAGCCAACAUUUUAGAUAGUGUUGUCUUUGUUGUAGGUAUAUUAGCCAGUCUUAGAUCCAAAUAUCUAGAUGGUCAAUCCAUUGGUAUCAUGAUUACAGCAUCCCAUAACCCACCUGAAGAUAAUGGUAUCAAACUGAUUGACCCACAAGGUGAAAUGUUAGAACAAGCGUGGGAGGUCUAUGCAACCACAUUAGCCAAUCUAAAUACAAGUGAAGAGAUCUAUGACGAAAUUAUCAAGAUAUCAACUCAACUUAACAUCAAAUUGGAAACCCCUUCAAACGUUGUCAUUGCUAGGGAUUCCAGAGUUUCAGGUCCAGCAUUGACUGAUGCUACAAUUGACGGGUUAAAAGUUUUAGAUACUGGUUAUAAAAACUUUGAUCUAUUGACAACUCCACAACUCCACUAUUUAGUUAGAGCCAUCAACACACACGGUACUCCAGUAAGUUUUGGUGAGCCAAAUGAAGAAGGUUAUUUCAAAAAAUUGUCAACUUCCUACAAGAAAAUCUUUGAUGGGUUUCUUGAUGGUCAAACACCUGAAAAGGUUAAAAUCACAAUUGAUGCAGCAAAUGGUAUUGGUGGUCCAAAAGCUCAACAUCUACUCUCAAGAUACUUAUCGGACUAUAUUGAUUUCACUGUUGUUAACAACAAUUAUUCAGAUCCUGAAGCUUUAAAUGUUGGUUCUGGUGCUGAUUACGUCAAGACUAAUCAAAAAUUACCAAAUAAUGUAAAUGCUGAACCUUUAAAACUUUAUUCCUCAUUCGAUGGUGAUGCUGAUAGAGUCGUUUUCUAUUAUACUGAUGCUCAAGGUGUUUUCAAGUUGUUGGAUGGUGACAAGAUUUCCACACUUUUAGCUGGAUUCUUUAAAGACUUAGUUGAAAAAUCAAAUUUUAAAGCUGAAAUUGGUGUUGUUCAAACAGCUUAUGCUAAUGGUAGCUCCACAAACUAUAUCACAGAUGUGUUGAAAGUACCAGUUGUCUGUACGCCAACUGGUGUUAAACAUUUACAUCAUGAAGCUGCAAAAUUUGAUAUUGGUGUUUACUUUGAAGCCAACGGUCAUGGUACUGUCUUAUUCUCAGAUUCUUUUAUUGAUAAUCUAAAAACAGCAACUCCAUCAACCCCACAUGAAAAGAGAGCUAUUGACACAUUGUAUGAACUUUCUCAAUUGAUUAAUCAAACUGUUGGUGAUGCAAUUUCUGAUUUAUUGGCAGUCUUGAUUGUUUUAUCCAUCAAACAUUGGGAUCCUUCCAACUGGGAUGAAUCUUACACUGAUUUACCAAACAGAUUAGCAAAAGUCGUCGUUCCUGAUAGACAUGUUUUCAAGACCACAAAUGCUGAAAGACAAUUAACUUCACCUGCUGGAUUACAGGCCAAGAUUGAUGAAAUUGUUAAAAAAUUCCAACAUGGUAGAUCUUUUGUAAGAGCUAGUGGUACUGAAGAUGCUGUCAGGGUUUAUGCAGAAGCCAACUCAAGAGCUGAAGCUGAUCAACUUUCACAAGAAGUUAGCGAAUUGGUUAAAAAUUCAGUUUGA